AUGGGUGUCGAGUUGCAGCGCCGUUUCGAGGUGAUGAAAAACUGCUUCGGACAGCUGGAGACGGACGUCGACUGGAUUGAGUACCAAUCUUCUCGGAACGCGUUUUAUACCUCAAGCGAUUUACCAGGAGUGAAGCCAACUGGCGAUCUGACUGGAACGCUCCAUUUGCUGUGCACGGGUAAUCGAAUGCAUUCGCUCGAUUUUCGAAUUCACGUCACUCAUCGGAAUCACCAUCCGCCCACCUUCAACAAGCCUGAGUACCAUUUCUUCGUGCCAGUGACACUGACUGUGGGAGAGCAAGUCGGAAAGAUGGAGGUUCUCGCCAUCGAUUACGGUAGUCCACAGCUGUUCACUCUCGCCAACGUUACAAUCGUAUCUGUGACCGAUCACGCGUAUGAAAGAGAGGGUAGACUCGAUCAAGAAGUCCUCCCACCUGGGUUCUUUUCCAGCGUAGCGAUCUCACCGUCUGGUAACUUCACAUUCAAGGUGUCAGCAUUGGACGCCAAUGGUGAAACGCCCAGCGAAUGGCAGCGGUUUACUGUAUUUCAAAACGAUUUGUCUUGUAAUGGAGACUGUUCCUCUGGAGGUGUUCCACUCUGCUACUACGGUGCCUUCAACCGUCUCGAGCAGUUCGUGGACAGUCGUGGCGCUCAUUGCCAGUGCUUUCAUGGUUUCGUAGGCGUCGGAUGCGAUAAGACUGACAACUGUCAACCCGAGAAGACCGUGGACAGCUAUGGAGGACUGGACUGGAGAGAGGCGUCUGCGAACGCUACCGUUCAAGUGCCUUGUCCGUACAACACCGAAAGUGACAAACAAAAAGUGGAGCGGGCCUGCGAAUGGAACAAACAGCUGGGUAGAGCUGUAUGGGCUCGUCAGAAGGAGAAGGAUAAGUGCAAACCGCAGCGUGUAUUUCUUCCAUCGUGCUUGUUCAGGUUCAUUCGCGAUCUGCUCACUGUGCCAGCAUUUUCGACCGAUCCCACCGUCACUGCUCAUUUUGACCAGAAAAUCGCCGAACAGGCGGCUCUUGUCAUUGACUCCGUUCUUCAGAUCGACUUUGACUCACUUCAGGGAAACACAACGUUAGCCAAGUCCGAGAUGUGGUCGAUCCUGUCCGAAUUUUCUAUGCGUCUGCCAUCACCGUUCACUUUGGUCUCACCGGACCUUGGACUUCAUUUGAAAGCGAUGCAGUGGGUGAAGGACAGCGAGAAUUUCGACACUGUUCUCGGUACUAAGUGCCGUGUAAAGCUGCCGACCAUCGACUCCGACCAUAUUGUGAGAAGCAUAUGCAUGGCCAAUGCCUCGUUGUUCGACGUGAUCAGUUCACAAAAUCCGGUCCUCUCACUGAAACUGGAUACGCUUGAGCACGUCUAUUUUACGAAAAUGACCAUCAUGCUGAAACCGAAGGAUUUUCGACACAACUACACUUGCGUCUACUUUGACGCAGCCGAAGGAGGCUGGUCUACACGAGGAAUUCGCCGAGUGGACACCAACUAUCACGGAUUCGUGAAAUGUGAGGCGAACCACAUGGGUGUGUUCUCACUGUUGCCGGAGAGCUACUUCUUUGACAGCGACGAUGCGAUGCGAGAUCUGGGAGUGUUGCUGCCGACGGUGACCACGUUCAUCUCGAUGAUCUGCUCCAUCUUCUUGCUUUUUAUGGCGGCGGUGCAGAAAAAUCAGUCCGUCGAUCUAGCUCUGCUCAUCUACCUAUUCUUUGUAUUUAUGAUUCUUGUGGUGCAUCUCGUCAUGCUUGUUGCUCCCACAGGAUCCGUCUUUCAGGUGGGCGAUCCAUUCGCGCUCUCUCCGUCUCUUCAUCUGAUCCUGCAGUUCUCGAUUAUUUCGGUGACGGCCACGCUCUAUUUAGUAUUGAGUUCGAUUCGAGCGGUACUGAUUUCACACGAAAGGGUGAAGGAGGAGGAUGAGAAGUGUUGCUCUCGUCCGUGUUCAGUGAUCGGCCUCGGCAUAUUUCUUCCUGCUGUUGCUGACCCUCUACCACCUUUACUCUUCUCCAACAACUACACAGCAACCUGCACCAGAUCUCGUCAUCGUGGUUCGUCUGAGCGAUUUUUAUCACUCGCACCUGCAGUGCAAGCGUCUUUAGUCUCAAUUAUCACGCUGCUAUUUCUUGCUUCGUUCGUCGUUCUGUUCCUGUUUCGAGAGCGGUCGUCGGUCGUCGCUAUACUGUACUCUCUCAUGCAGAUACUGUACUCAUGUUGCGCUUUCCUAUUCGCUGGAUAUGUGUUCAGAAUGCGUUAUCUGUUCGAGCGAGAAGAGGACGGGUCCACCCAGUCCUUGGAGCGGAAGCGGGACAUAUCUCGAGCACUUCUUGAUCAUGUCGACGUGGCGAAGAGCACUGACGACAAUCAGUCAAUGAAGUCUGACUCUGGCACGUACCUUCGAAUGCCACAGAAUCUCUACGAUCGAGCGCCUAUGGUCAGUAUCGUCUGA
This is a messenger RNA of Ostertagia ostertagi, 2445 nucleotides long. Lineage: Eukaryota; Metazoa; Nematoda; Chromadorea; Rhabditida; Trichostrongylidae. The record is from the annotation of a GenBank genome assembly.